Exophiala aquamarina CBS 119918 is the source of this 1674-nucleotide messenger RNA. RefSeq lists its product as uncharacterized. The record is from RefSeq and is a predicted model, not a curated record. Gene Ontology annotation, biological process: carbohydrate metabolic process; N-glycan processing. NCBI's taxonomy places the organism in Eukaryota, Fungi, Ascomycota, Eurotiomycetes, Chaetothyriales, Herpotrichiellaceae. The transcript has 2 exons. Gene Ontology annotation, molecular function: calcium ion binding; mannosyl-oligosaccharide 1,2-alpha-mannosidase activity. Gene Ontology annotation, cellular component: Golgi membrane; endoplasmic reticulum. Bases 1 to 1674 code for a protein of 557 amino acids.
AUGCUCAGAUGGUAUUCGAGACGCUUCAUCCUUACGUUGCUCGUGUCUACUGGUGUGAUGACGGUGUUUCUAGCCCUUCGACCACUUCUCGGUUCAUCGGCGUCAAUCCCCCUUACCAAAAGCAGUUUUGACUGGUCCACCUACCGCUAUCACUAUCCUCUACAGUCCACUGCCCCUCUCCCGUCGGGACAACCACACCUGUUUCCUCCAAUCCAGUAUACGUUUGGACCAGAGUCCAAACCCGCCGCCCUUCAGCGAAAAUCACGUCAACAAGCGGUGCUGGAUACAUUCAAGAAAUGUUGGCAAAGCUACCAAACCCAUGCCUGGAUGAAAGAUGAACUGCAACCCAUCUCCGGCAUGAAUAAGCAGACCUUUGGUGGAUGGGCUGCCACACUGGUCGACUCUCUCGACACACUGUGGAUCAUGGGACUUACUCAAGAAUUCCACGAAGCUGUACAGGCGGCCGCGAGCAUUGACUGGGCCAUCGCGUCAGGCACGGCAUGCAACAUGUUUGAGACCAACAUCAGGCAUCUGGGUGGGCUGCUGGCCGCGUAUGACCUCAGCGAUGAACCCGCUCUCCUGGCAAAGGCCAUCGAGCUCGGGGACAUGCUGUACGCCGGCUUCGAUACUCCCAACCACAUGCCUCCAUUUUGGCUGGAUUUCGAGAAAGCUCGAACCGGCCAGCUGGUAGCCGAGGAUCAUCAAAUCUCGGCCGCCGUGGGGUCCUUCACCCUGGAGUUCACCAGACUCUCUCAGAUUACCGGAGACUCCAAAUACUACGAUGCGAUCGCCCGGGUGACCUCGGUGUUUCUGGAGCACCAAAACUCCACGCAAUUGCCGGGGAUGUGGCCGAUGCACAUCAAUGCGCAAGAUCAGAUCUUCUCCGAAAGUGAUUUUACUUUGGGAGCCUUGGCGGAUUCCCUCUACGAGUACUUACCUAAGAUGCACUGCCUGCUUGGCGGUUUGGAGCCCGCGUACGAAAAAGCUUACCGGAGAGCUAUGGCGACGGCGAUCGACCACCUGCUGUUCAGGCCAAUGCUUCCAAAUAACACGGCUGUCUUGGUCGCUGGUUCUGCAUCGGCGACAUCGGGGAGGUCUAACCUCAAUCCAGAAGGACAACACUUAAGCUGCUUUGCAGGCGGAAUGUUCAUUCUGGGAGGAAAACUGUUUUCGCUUCCGGAGCAUGUCGACAUUGGCGCAAGGUUGACACAAGGCUGCAUCUACGCCUACAAUGCAUUUCCCACCGGUAUUAUGCCGGAAAUCUUUCGGAUGCGGCCGUGUCCGUCAUUCGAAGUGUGCGAGUGGGACGCAGAUCAGGCCUCCGGAACACUGCCCGAGGGUUUUGCGGCGGUCCCGGAUCCAUCUUAUUCUCUACGCCCAGAGGCUCUCGAAAGCGUGUUCAUACUCUACCGUACAACCGGCAACGUGGAGCUACAAGAUGCCGCAUGGAAAAUGUUCCAGUCCAUCCAGGCCGCCACUGAGACCGAUUAUGCCAACGCCGCGAUCGAUGACGUUACAACCCGUGGCAGACCCUCGCAAAGGGAUUCAAUGGAGAGCUUCUGGCUCGCCGAAACACUAAAGUAUCUUUAUCUUAUUUUCUCACCGCCCGAUCUUAUCAACCUAGAUGAUUACGUCCUGAACACCGAGGCACAUCCAUUGAAAAGGCCAAAGUGA